Pyricularia grisea is the source of this 1374-nucleotide messenger RNA. RefSeq lists its product as uncharacterized. The coding region runs from base 1 to 1374 and encodes 457 amino acids. The record is from RefSeq and is a predicted model, not a curated record. The transcript has a single exon. Lineage: Eukaryota; Fungi; Ascomycota; Sordariomycetes; Magnaporthales; Pyriculariaceae.
AUGGCACCGGCCAUCAUCGGUAGCCUCUUCGGCCGAGCCGUCCCGGCCGAAGUAGUCGACCCGACGUCACUCGGUCCGCUCGCUGCUCGUGCAGUGCUCACCGCCCACAACCUAGUACGCCGAGAGGAUGACCAACGUCCAGACCCAUCCAAGGGAGUCGUCGACCCUCACAACAUCAACAAUACGGCCAUGUUCGUCUUGUUUGGCUUCAUUGGAGCCUCUUUUGUGGUCCUCGGCAUCUGGUUCUUCUUCUGGGCCAAGAAUGGUGGCUUCUACUUCAAGGAGAACGACUGGGAUGACUACAAGUCCACGGUGCUGCGCCGGCGCGGCCCCAACGGCACUAUCCUCUCCAAUGCAACUCCUUCUACCGACCUCGGCGGCGGCAGCAUCUACAAGGAUGUCGAUGACCGCACCACAGUGUCCGCUUCGACCAGGUACCGGGAUGGGGACGAUGGCCGCACCGACAUCACCGACUCGACCUACAUGACUGGCAUCACGGCCGGUGUCUCCAACAUCGGAGCCCGUGAGGCCCGCCGCAAGAAGAAGGAAGCAAGGGACCGUGAGCGCGAGCGCCGCCGCGAGGAGAAGGCACUCGCAAAGGAAGAGAAGAAGGCGGCCAAGCGUGGCGAGGGUAACAACACUCGCAAGGUUGGCGCCGAUGGCGCGCUGAUCGAUGAGGAGGCUGAGGAGCAGGCCAAGGAGCACCUACGCAGCUACCGCCACGAGCGGCCGGCCAGGGUCGGCGGUAUCAACGCAGAGAGCGACGCAAGCACCUGGGACGGUUCGACGAACCCGAGCGCUAGCAGCGCCGGCACCAGGUCCGAGCGCACCGAGGCCAGCGAGCUGCUCGGCGACCGCCAGAAGACACCGACCUCGACCCCCAAGAAGUCCGGUGGCAUCAGGAAGGUCUAUUCGACAGCCGACAAGGUCGCCGACCGCGAGCAGGAACGCAUCCGCGCCGAGGCCCGCAGGCUACAGGAGAAGGGCCGCUCGCACAUGUCAUCGGUCGCCGGCUCCAGCUCAUCGACACCCCGUCGCGACUUUAGCUUCGCACGCGGCCAGACGGACGACCGGGAGCGGUUCGCCAUGCGCCGCAUCGAAGAGAACGAGUCCUCGGUCGUCAGCGGGAGCACGGGCCACGACGACGACCGCGAGCGUGAGCGUGACCGCCGCCGCAGCCAUCGCCACCACGUCCCCGGUUCCUACGUCGGCUCCGAUGACGCGGGCAGCGAGGUCGGCACCAAGUCUUACCACCACCCAAUCCCCGAGCUGACCUCCAGCAGCGUCAGUGGCAGCGGCAUCGAGGCCAACGAUUUUGCGUACCAGGACGACAAGAGGAGGCAGAGGAGGGGAGGUGGCUACCGCAGAGCCUAA